This is a messenger RNA of Achroia grisella, 870 nucleotides long. RefSeq lists its product as uncharacterized. The coding region runs from base 1 to 870 and encodes 289 amino acids. The transcript has 2 exons. The record is from RefSeq and is a predicted model, not a curated record. Lineage: Eukaryota; Metazoa; Arthropoda; Insecta; Lepidoptera; Pyralidae.
AUGUUUAAGAAACGUGUUAUUGCUGUUAUAUGCAUAGUGAUAUUGUGUUACACGGACGCCUGUAAAGGACUUAUUGAAGAUGGGAAUCAACCAAACACAGUUGUUCCCGCAAAAGAAGGCAAAACUGUCGCCAAUAAUAGUGAAAGAACCGGCAGAUUCCUCCACAAGGACUGUAGUAGUAUUUUAAGUGCUAAGUGCUUGAAAAUUCACGUGCUAUCCUUCCUGGAGGAUUUAAGUUCUCGCGAUGAACUAAAUCUGUUACCCGGACUGAGUAUUGUCAAGGAAAAUCAGACAUCAAGUAGUCCAAGUCCUGAAGAAAUAGCUGCAGAGUUAUCUCGACAGUUUCCUGGAAAGCCAGAAGAGAAACUCAAUAGGUAUCUUCUCUAUCGUCUGCAAGAUUAUUUGGAUGGACAUUCGUUGAGAUACAAACUGCUCGAUCCUCAGACAUCUAAGGAAGCUAUGAAUAUGGCGAAAGGAGAUAGGGAAUCCAUGGGAAGGAAGUCAGGAGGCGGUGGUGGUCUUGGUGGAGGAGGCAAAGGUGGAGGUGGAGCUUUACUCGCCGCCGCCUUGAUGAUGAAAGGUGCCAUGGCUGCAGCUGCAAUGGGAGCUUUGGCAUUAUUAGCUGGCAAAGCUUUAAUGACUGCCUUGAUGUCACUCCUGCUGUCUGCACUGGUCGGCCUUAAAGGUCACGGUGGCCAUAAAUCAACCACAUAUGAAAUCAUCACCAAACCUGAGGUCUCCCAUCAUCAUUCUCACAGUCACGAGGAACACCACGAACACGAACAUGGGCACCAUGGAGGAUACAGAAGAGCCUAUGAUGUAAACUACAAUACCUAUAUGCCUUACGAUACAACCAGUACUAAUAGUUAA